Molecule: messenger RNA, 432 nt
Organism: Mauremys mutica (yellowpond turtle)
Lineage: Eukaryota; Metazoa; Chordata; Testudines; Geoemydidae
Product: prostasin-like
Exons: 2
Coding region: 1-432 (143 amino acids)
Biological process (GO): proteolysis
Molecular function (GO): serine-type endopeptidase activity
Source: RefSeq, a predicted model, not a curated record
AUGGAUCCAGUACCCUGGUUCUCUCCCCCCGCAGUCUCUCUCCCGCCCCCCAAGACGCUGCAGGAGGUUCAGGUCCAGCUGAUCGACACUGCAGCCUGCAACGCCCUCUACAACAUCGACCCGGCCCCGAACAUCGGCAGGGACCCCGUCAAACCCGACAUGAUCUGUGCCGGCUACGCCGAAGGGCAGAGGGACUCCUGCCAGGGUGACUCUGGGGGGCCUCUGGCCUGUGACCACAAUGGGACCUGGUUCCUGAUGGGGGUUGUGAGUUGGGGGGACGGCUGUGGCCAACCCAAUCGUCCCGGUGUCUAUGUCUGGACAGUGGCCUACGGUGAAUGGAUAUGGGGGCACGUGGUGUCCGGGGGCCAAGCCACAUCCAUGGAGAACAGCACCUACACGCUUCUCUUCACCACUCUCCUGAUGUCACUGUGA